Molecule: messenger RNA, 366 nt
Organism: Ilex paraguariensis (yerba mate)
Lineage: Eukaryota; Viridiplantae; Streptophyta; Magnoliopsida; Aquifoliales; Aquifoliaceae
Source: the annotation of a GenBank genome assembly
AUGAGAACCAAUCGAGGGGGAAUGUGCCCUAUCUGGAGAUUGCAACCAACAAAUACUGGUCAAGGUAGUGGAUACUGGGCAGUCGGAGAAGUUUCAAUUUCUGUGGGCUAUUGUUGGGUAGUUGGAGUCAAGGCGCUGGUUAUUGGGCAGUCGGAGAAGUUGUUUGUGGUUUUGUUGCUUGCUGUUUUGGUUUCGGUGAGGUUGUUGCUGGUUGUUUUGCUUUUGCAGUCCUAUGAUGGUUGUUUGGACUGGUUGGUAUGGGCAGUCGGUGGCUUUCGAUGGUUGUUUUUGGCUGGGCAGUCGGUGGCUUGCGCUGGUUGCGAUGAUUGGUUGACUGGUUUACAGUUUGUGGUUUUGGUUUGCUGA